This is a messenger RNA of Plenodomus lingam JN3, 612 nucleotides long. RefSeq lists its product as uncharacterized. Gene Ontology annotation, cellular component: Golgi apparatus; endoplasmic reticulum-Golgi intermediate compartment; endoplasmic reticulum. NCBI's taxonomy places the organism in Eukaryota, Fungi, Ascomycota, Dothideomycetes, Pleosporales, Leptosphaeriaceae. Gene Ontology annotation, biological process: endoplasmic reticulum to Golgi vesicle-mediated transport; intracellular protein transport; Golgi organization. The record is from RefSeq and is a predicted model, not a curated record.
AUGAUGUUCCCUUCUCUCGCCAUAUUCGCUGCGGCGAGCAGCCUGCUGUCCUUUGCGACGGCGCAUAACAUCCAGAUGAAGGCCCACCAGCGCGAAUGUUUCCACGAAAACUUACACAAGGACGACAAAAUGACGGUCUCGUUCCAAGUUGGCGACAGAGAAUUCGGGGGUAGCGGAAACCUGGAGAUUGACUUUUGGAUCGAGACACCCUCGCACAAGUUUGAAGUACACGAACGCGGUGUACCAGGCGGCGACUACUCCUUCACCGCCAAGGAAGAUGGCAAAUACAUAUACUGCUUCAACAAUGAACACUGGGGCGCCAAUACCAAGGAGAUCUCCUUCAACGUGCACGGCAUCGUCUACGUCCCCGAGUCAGAAGCGCCCCAAGAUCCGCUGGAGAAGGAAGUCCGCCAAUUGUCCGAGCUCGUCUCGCAGGUCAAGGACGAGCAGAGCUACAUCAUUAUGCGCGAGCGAACACAUAGGAACACGGCCGAGAGCACCAACUCACGCAUCAAGUGGUGGAGUAUCUUCCAGCUCAUUGUGCUGAUUGGUCAGGGUGUUUUCCAAGUCUGGUGGCUAAAGCGGUUCUUCGAGGUCAAGCGCGUUGUAUAA